AUGCCUAAAUCUGUUGAGGAUGAAUUUGGAAGAAUUGAGGAUGAUGAACUCAGACAAAAACAAAAAGAAUAUGAAUUUAUGAUGUUAACACCUAAUUUGGUUAAACAACCCGGAAUUGAGUUGGACAUUUCACAAAUGGAGACAGGCGAAGAAACUACUUCUAGAGAAAUUAAUCGUUUCAGACGAAUAAUUUAUGACCAAGGAGAAUUAUUAAAUAGUGAUUUAACAAAACCUCCCUCAAAGUUUUUUUAA
Messenger RNA from Meloidogyne enterolobii, 252 nucleotides. The record is from the annotation of a GenBank genome assembly. NCBI's taxonomy places the organism in Eukaryota, Metazoa, Nematoda, Chromadorea, Rhabditida, Meloidogynidae.